Molecule: messenger RNA, 3354 nt
Organism: Dothidotthia symphoricarpi CBS 119687
Lineage: Eukaryota; Fungi; Ascomycota; Dothideomycetes; Pleosporales; Dothidotthiaceae
Product: 26S proteasome regulatory subunit rpn2
Exons: 5
Coding region: 1-3354 (1117 amino acids)
Biological process (GO): proteasome-mediated ubiquitin-dependent protein catabolic process; regulation of protein catabolic process
Cellular component (GO): nucleus; proteasome storage granule; proteasome complex
Molecular function (GO): enzyme regulator activity
Source: RefSeq, a predicted model, not a curated record
AUGGUCGGCCUCACGUCUGCCGCCGGUAUCGUCGGCUUUCUCGCCGAGCCCGAUGCCGCCUUGCGCUCCUUCGCUCUGCACCGGUUGAACGAGGAGAUGGACCUGUUAUGGCCAGAGGUUGCUGGCUCAGUCAGUCAAAUUGAGGCGCUGUACGAAGACGAGACGUUCCCUGAGCGAGAGCUUGCCGCUCUUGUCGCAGCCAAGGUGUACUAUCAACUACAGGAGUACAACGAGAGCAUGGUCUUCGCGCUGGGAGCGGGCAAGCUCUUUGACAUUCACAAGGCCGGCGAGUUCGAGGAGACGAUACUUGCAAAAUGUCUCGACACCUACAUCGCUUUGUCCGCCCUUCACAACCCGCCCUCGCCCGUCAGCAAAACGAACCAGGCACCUCCACUGUUGAGCACAUCAUUUCCCGCCAACGUAACUGGUGCUGCUAGCACCUCAGCCAGCUUGGCCUCGCCAAUAACACCCUUCUCGCAGUCCGCGUUGCCCUCAAAGUCGCUCCUGUCCCGAGAAGAUUCGUCGUCAUUCGACCCCACAGUUCCCGGCGGUGGCAAUGCGGGGGUACCAGGCGCACAUCCCACACCAAUGGUGUUGGAGAGGAACGUGCAGAAGAAUCUCCAAAGUACUAUACGGCGGAUCUUCGAGAGCUGCUACGAGAGCGGAAACUACAAGCAGGUGGUGGGCAUUGCAAUUGAAGCACGCAACCUCGAAGUAUUGCGCGACUCCAUCCUCCGCGCAAGCCAGGACGAGAAGAAGCAGGGCAAGAAGCCCGCGCAGGGCUCGGUUAGCCAAAGCGAAGAGCUGAUGGAAUAUGUCCUCGACAUCUGCAUGAACGUUGUGCAGGAGAGAGGACUCAGGAACAAGAUCCUUCGACUUAUUCUCGACCUCCUCAACGAUAACGAGAUUCCUAACCCAGACUACUUCUCCAUCGCCAAGUGUGUGGUUUACCUUGACCAGCACUCUCUGGCAUCAAAGCUCAUUCAACAGCUCAUCGAAGAGGGUGAAGACAAGUCGCUUGCAACUGCUUACCAAAUUUCCUUCGAUCUAUACGAGAAUGGUACGCAAGAGUUCCUUGCAAAGGUAAUGGAAGAGUUGCCCGAGACCGAUGGCAAGGGUGAAGAGACGGCUUCCGUGACCGACGAAAAUGCCCCACCACCGAGCGAGUCAGACGCCCUGCUUUCAGACGUAGAGACAAGUAGCUCCCGAACCAAAGGCAGUUCAGCAACACAGGACCAGCUGAAGGCUUUUAGCUCAGUGCGCCAUAUUCUCCGAGGAACGAAGACCAUCGAGCUGAACCUCGAGUUUCUGUAUAGGAACAAUCAUACAGACAAGGCCGUCCUGAAUAAGAUUCGCGACAGUCUGGAGGCGAGGAACUCGAUAUUCCACUCGGGUGUCACUUUCGCGAAUGCUUUCAUGAACGCUGGUACCACAAACGACGCCUUCUUCCGGGAGAACUUGGACUGGUUAGGCAAGGCGGUAAACUGGUCGAAGUUCACAGCAACCGCUGCUUUGGGUGUCAUCCACCGUGGCAACCUUAGCCAAGGCCAAAAGCUUCUCGAGCCGUAUUUGCCCAAGGACAGCAUAUCCUCCGGCUCUCACUAUGAGCAGGGUGGAUCUCUCUACGCGCUUGGGCUGAUCUACGCCAACCAUGGAAGCAAUGUUCUGGAUUUCUUACUCAAGCAGUUCCAGAACGCUUCCGAGGAGGUCAUCCAGCACGGAGGUGCGCUUGGUGUGGGUGUUGCGGGAAUGGCAACAGGUUCGGAAGAGAUUUUCGAUGCCUUCAAGAGUGUGCUGUAUACGGAUUCUGCCAUCAACGGCGAGGCUGUUGGUCUUUCCAUGGGUCUUGUGAUGCUCGGCACUGGAAACAUCAAGGCUCUCGAAGAUAUGAUCCAAUACGCCCACGACACCCAGCACGAGAAGAUUGUCCGAGGUCUCGCCAUGGGCAUGGCACUUAUCAUGUAUGCCCGCCAAGAAGCUGCCGACGAGCUUAUCAACGGCCUUCUCGAAGACGCGGACCCGACUCUACGCUAUGGAGGUAUCAUGACUAUUGCUCUCGCGUACUGUGGCACAGGUAGCAACAAGGCCGUACGAAGACUGUUGCAUGUCGCAGUUAGCGAUGUAAGCGACGACGUUCGACGAGUAGCAGUCAUGAGCUUGGGUUUCGUCCUGUUCAGGAAACCCGGUAGCGUUCCCCGCAUGGUCGAGCUUCUUGCAGAGUCGUACAACCCACAUGUCCGAUAUGGAGCGACAAUGGCUCUCGGAAUUGCGUGCGCAGGUACUGGACUUCCCGAAGCGGUUGACUUGCUGGAGCCCAUGAUGAAGGACUCGACCGAUUUCGUCCGACAGGGUGCCUUGAUCGCGCUUGCCAUGAUCAUGGUACAGCAGAAUGAAGCUAUGAACCCCAAGGUCACAGCAAUCAGGAAACAGCUUACCAAGGUGGUUGGUGACCGUCACGAAGAUGCCAUGGCCAAGUUUGGCUGCGCUUUGGCGCUUGGUAUCAUCGAUGCUGGUGGUCGAAACUGCACAAUUGGAUUGCAGACACCGACUGGCAACCUCAACAUGGCUGCCAUUGUUGGUAUGGCUGUCUUCACACAGUACUGGUACUGGUUCCCAUUGACCCACUUCUUGUCGUUGAGUUUCACGCCUACGGCCAUCAUCGGUGUUGAUCAGGAUCUUGAGAUUCCGUCGUUCAAGUUUCACAGCAACACUCGGCCGAGCAUGUUCGACUACCCGCCAGAAGCGGAGGUCAAGGCAGAAGAAGCGCCCGAGAAGAUCAAGACUGCCGUUCUUUCAACCACAGCUCAAGACAAGAGGCGGAGAAUGGUCAAGGAGCGACAACGCCGCCGGGAGAGCAUCGAUAUCGACGCCCCAGCAACGCCAAAGGCUGCGGAAGACGACAAGAUGGAUGUGGAUGAGGACAGCCAGAAGCAAGACAAAGAGAAGGCUGAGGGUGCACAGACGACUGAAUCGUUAAAGAAGAAGGUAGAGAAGGAGAAGGUUGGCCACGAACUUGAGAACAUGUCCCGUGUGCUCUUGCCACAAGUCAAACAUAUCAGCUUCACCGAGGGGCGAUAUGUUCCAGUCAAGAAGCCCACUCUUGGUGUUGUACUCCUCACAGACUCGAGACCGUCCGAGGCAAAGACGCUGCUCGAACUCAAGGUGAAGAAGGCGACUACAGCGCCAGCUCCCGGCGCAUCGGGCUCGUCUAGCGAACAGGCGCCUGAAGGGGUGUCGGUCGGGGGUGAUUCGGCGUCAGUGGACGACAACAUGGUCGACGAGGGAGAUGGCGAGGCGUCGGUUCCAGGUGACUUUGAGUACGACUCUGACACCAAUCCCAACGACGACGAUUGA